Molecule: messenger RNA, 375 nt
Organism: Lolium perenne
Lineage: Eukaryota; Viridiplantae; Streptophyta; Magnoliopsida; Poales; Poaceae
Molecular function (GO): nucleic acid binding
Source: RefSeq, a predicted model, not a curated record
AUGGGGAUCCGACUAGACCUUGCCUCCAUGUCACAUCCACAAUCUAAUGGGCAGGUCGAGCAAGCCAAUGUCCUUAUACUAGGUGGACUUAAACCUCCCCUUGAAGAAUCACUGCAACGUGCAGUCGGAGCUUGGGCGGAGGAGUUAGAUUCUGUUCUGUGGAGUUCACGAACAACCCCUAACAGAUCAACUGGUUUUAAGCAUUUUUUCCUAAUAUACGGAUCUGAAGCAGUGUUACCCUCCGACAUCAUCCAUGAUUCUCCGCGAGUUUCCACCUACAAUGAGAAAAAUGCAGAUGAGGCUCGACAGCUAUCUGUUGACCUGCUCGAAGAAGCUCGGAACUUAGCUGACAAGCGCUCCACCAUCUACCAGUAG